AUGGGAGAUUUGGAGUUGGGCAUGAUGGAGUACCGCCCACUUGGGCCUGUUCUAUUUGAGGCGGGCUUAUUGAGUUUGGACUUCCAGCUUCUUGGAUAUGUCAUUGCUCCAUUCCUGAAGCCAUUGGAAACAAUGAAGGCAAAGCACGGCGAAUUAACCAUAGUUACGGAACAUGUAUCGAAAUUCGAGAGGUCAUCAGGAAGCGAGAAAAAGCACAGAACCACGAAGAGCCCUGAAGAAGAUUGCUGA
Sclerotinia sclerotiorum 1980 UF-70 is the source of this 249-nucleotide messenger RNA. RefSeq lists its product with no specific name. Lineage: Eukaryota; Fungi; Ascomycota; Leotiomycetes; Helotiales; Sclerotiniaceae. The record is from RefSeq and is a predicted model, not a curated record. The transcript is spliced from 3 exons. Bases 1 to 249 code for a protein of 82 amino acids.